AUGACGAGAUUAAGGCCAUCAACAAUACCCUCCAACUCCCAUACAUCAUCUAAUAAUCCAUCAUCACCAUUAACUCCUUCUACUAGUAAUCCUCUUGAAACGGGUGCACGACGUCCAACGUUUUUUGGCGAUAUUGCUAAAAGUGCCCUUUCAACUCCAACAACCACACAAGCUGGAAAAUUAAACAUUAUUGGAGCUCUCCUUUCUCAUGAUACAUUGGAUAGUGAUAACAAUUCAGAUUCUUCGUCCCGAUCUUCAUCACCCAUUCCUGUCAGAUUAAGGAAGGAUAAUGCAGCUAAUUUAACUAGGAGAAGAAGGAAAACUGAUGCUCCACUUCCAGUUCCCAUUUCAUCUUCUCCACCAACAGCGUCCUCUCCCACAACAAUUAAUACAUCAACAAAUAAUGAGGCAUUUGGCUCCAACCUCCUUAAUUUUGCAGAGUCACAAGAGGAAACCAAACGUCUAGUUGCAUCCUUACAAAGAACUGAGGAUAUAUCAAUAACUUUGGAUGAUUCGGCAAGUACUGUAAAUGUGAAUAAUAUGAUUUAUGUAAAAAUGGAUUAUGCAAAAACUCAAGUAGAGGAAAUUAUGAACAAGUUCUCAAAUGCCAAGCAAGAAUUCAAAGAAAAGACUAAGAAACUUCAAAAACAUUUCGAAAAACAAGACAAUGAAAAGAUGGCCAAGAUUCAGAGUUUCAUGGAGGAAUUCAAUGACAAAUAUAUAUCCAUGCAAAAAAGAUACCAAGAAACACUCUUAAAAAAGUAUAAGGAAAAAAUUGAAGAAUUGGGUGGAAAAGUUAAAGCAUAUGCAUCUGAAAAGGAUGAUCUAAGAGACCGACUUGUGUCAGAAACAACAAAGUAUUACGAGGACAUGAGAGUACACGUUUCUAGUUUUGAGAAAAUUAUUUCUGGAAUAGAGGCAAAGGAGAAGAAGCGAUCAGAUGAAUACAUUUUAGAACAACGUGCAGUUUGCAACAAACAAAUUGAAGGAGCUCAAGCACAAUUGACAAAAUCCAUAAGUGUACAAAAAAAGUUAUUCUUUGGAUUAGUCAAUUAUAUAAGGAAAAAAGAGAAGGAAUGUUUGAAACUAGGAAAUGAUUUGGAUGAAAGCAAAUUAAAUGCUGCAAAUCUAAAACAACAAUGUGAAAAACUACAAUCAUGUAUCAAAGAAGGAGAAAAUAGAGAAAAAGACUAUCAAGUUAUUGUAAAUAAGCAAAAAGACAAAAUAAUUGAAUUGGGAAAACGAUUGGAUUUUUAUAUAUCCAAAACAUUUUCCGAUUCAAAUGUAAAUACUGACUUAACAAUACGAGAUUUGGAAAAUCAAGAAAUGAAAUCAUCAAACAAAACGAAAGAAAAUGAAAAAAUCAGGAAACAUGCUAAAAAUCAAGCAGAUACUAUUAAGGGACUAGAGAAUCAGAAAACCUCUUUGGAAGAUAACAUCCAAAAAUUAUCGAGUGCUAUUUCUAAUUUCCAACAAGAAAUUGAAUCUUUAAAGAUGAAAAUAGAAAAGGAAAUGGAAGCCAAUAAUUCUUUGCAGGAAACUAGAAAGCAAUUAGAGGUAAAGAUAACGGAGCUAACGAGAAAGGACGCUUUAACGAAGGAUAUUUUGAAAAAUCAAAAACAAAAAAUAUCAACCUUGGAGACUCAGUUAACUUCUUCUGUACCAGCUCAAGAUGCAAAUAAUAUUUUGGACAGUUUAAGGAAAGAUGUGCAAACUGAAAGAGAGGAAAAACAACACCUUCAAACUUUGAUUAUUGAGAAGGAAUCACUUAUUAGUUCGAUAGAAACAAAAUAUGGCGAUGCGAGAGAGUUAGAAAUACUGAAAGCAGAAAUAGAAUUGAGGAAAUCUGUCGAAGAGGAAUUAAGAGAGGAGAUUGAACGGUUGAAAAAGGAUGUAGGUUUAACAAACGGAAAAUACAGAAAUCUGCUCAAUCAAUCCCAUUUUAGGCGCUUGGAGAAUAAUACAGGUACAGUCAGUUUUGAGGAAGAGAUGGACCGUCUAACUGUUGAAAACAAGCAAAUAACUGAGACAAACAAACUUCUUGAACUUCAAAUAGCAAGUUUCUCCAAGGACGUUUAUUUUGAAGAGAGCCAAAAGUUUCAACAAUUAUAUUUGGCUGAGAGAGAAAAAACGAACAAACUGUCAGCUCAAUGUAAACAGUUUGUACUAAAAAUUACAGAGCAAGAGCAAUACAUAGAAAGUUUGAGUUCAAAAUGUGAAAGAGCUUUUGAUGACAUUGCAAGAGAGAGACAACGAACUGAAGUAGCCCUCAGAUUAGUAAAAAAAGGACAUAAGGAAAAGGAGGAAUUUUUGAUUGAAAUAGAAAACCUGAAACAUCAGUUCGAAGUUGCUCUUGAUGUUUUAAGGAGAAAUCAAUUUGAACAAGAGUUUUAUAGAAUGCUAAAGAAGAGCACUUUAAUUAAAGGAAUCUUGUAA
Molecule: messenger RNA, 2436 nt
Organism: Naegleria gruberi
Lineage: Eukaryota; Heterolobosea; Eutetramitea; Acrasida; Naegleriidae
Exons: 2
Coding region: 1-2436 (811 amino acids)
Source: RefSeq, a predicted model, not a curated record